AGACAAAUAAAAUGAAAAAACAAAUCAUAGUCAUCAUUAUUACAAUAAUAAAUGUAAUAAGUUUGCUUUUAAUCUUGUAGAUGAUAGUAGAAAUAACAUGAGGAGGUCUAGAUCAUAAUCAAGGAGAAGGAGACACAGUUCAAGUGAAAGUUCUAAGUUAAAAUAUAUAAUUAAUUAUAUAACAGAAAAUAUUAUGAAAGAAAGCAUAGGUCGAAUCGAUAUGAGACAAAAAGAAAAUCGGGAUGGGAUAGCAAAACAAGAAAAUGAAUAAAUUUUACUGUAAUUUUAAAACAACAAAACAAAAACUCAAAGGCAUUUCAAUAGAAAAAUUAUAUUUAAUAACUAAAAAGCUAAAAUUUGAAUCAAAACUCAAACACAAUUUAGGCUUCCUCUAAAUAUCAAACAUAUAAAAAUAAGCUAAGAAAAACAGCUUAUGUUGAAUCAAAGAGAAUAACAGU
Paramecium octaurelia is the source of this 458-nucleotide messenger RNA. Lineage: Eukaryota; Ciliophora; Oligohymenophorea; Peniculida; Parameciidae. The record is from the annotation of a GenBank genome assembly.